AUGGAUGAGGAAUGGGAAGAAGAGGAGCAGAUUGUUGUUGUCGAGCUUUCUGGAAUCAUAAAUAAUGAUUCUAUGUUCAAGUCUCGUGGUACCUGCGAAAUACUGGGUAUUGACAGUGAACAGCCAAUGAUGCAAGUGGGCCAGUAUGUGUUUGCAGGCCAAUAUGAAGAUACCCUGGGAACGUGCGUUCUCUUUGAGGAGGGAUCAGGCAAGGUAAAAGACGGCAGUGCACCCGAGCUCAAGUACAAGUGUCACACAGUGAAGAAACUCAUGAUGCAGCGGAUCUUCCUAAGUGAGAAGAAAGAAAAUGAGACAGAUGCAGGUGGCCAAAGUGAUGAGCAGAGGUGCGCAACAGUCUGCCAACCGGAAGAAGAAACUGAACAGGCGGAAGGAGACCAGUCAGUUGGAUGA
This is a messenger RNA of Nerophis lumbriciformis (worm pipefish), 411 nucleotides long. NCBI's taxonomy places the organism in Eukaryota, Metazoa, Chordata, Actinopteri, Syngnathiformes, Syngnathidae. The record is from RefSeq and is a predicted model, not a curated record.